This is a messenger RNA of Symbiodinium necroappetens, 3876 nucleotides long. Lineage: Eukaryota; Dinophyceae; Suessiales; Symbiodiniaceae. The record is from the annotation of a GenBank genome assembly.
AUGACUGAAUAUGUGCAAACCACCCUGAUCCUGCUGUUGCUUGCACUCGGUCUCACCGGUUGUGCCAGCUCCGCCCAUCAGACAAUGGAUGAGGUGAUAGCCAAAGAAAUGCUCACCCUGCGCGGUACACCACGUUGGGAGUUGGCUACAAGGGAUGCCCAUCUGCGGUUUCCCGAAGCAGCCGAUACGUUCGCUUGCGCCCUGGGUAUGCCGAUAACUGAGGCCAACACGCCGGAGCUGUAUAUGUUGUUGCGCAGGACUCUGGCAGACCUGGGUCUGGCCGCUUACUCGGCCAAAAAUGCUUACCAGCGUGAGCGACCAUUCAUGGUCAAUGGAGCACCCAUCUGCACACCUGAGGAAGAGACGAUGUUGCGCGCUGACGGUUCUUAUCCUUCGGGACAUACCGCGAUUGGCUGGGGGUGGGCGUUGAUACUCUCGGAGCUUGCACCGGAUCGGGCAGCGGCUCUUUUAAACCGCGGCCGUGUUUAUGGCGAAAGUCGCAACGUCUGCAAUGUUCACUGGCACAGCGAUGUUAUUGCUGGACGUAUGGUUGGUGCGGCGGCAGUUGCGCGGUUGCAUACAAACGAGAUGUUUCUUGCAGCCCUGUCAGCGGCGCGGGAGGAGGUCGCUUUACUGUAUGCGGUGCAAUUGCUGACCUGGCUGCUUCUGAGCUUGCCAACGACUGCGUUUGCGGGUUCUGACAGCGGCUUCUAUUUGGGCGCUGGUAUUGGCCAGAGCGAUGUCGAGAUCAGUGAUUUUGACGAGAGUGACGGGUCCUACAAAAUCUUCGGUGGAUACAAUUUUGGUGUUGUGCCUUUGAUUGAUCUCGCUGUUGAAGCGUCAUAUGUUGAUUUUGGUGAACCUGAUUCCGGGCCGCUCAGCGUGGAGCUGACGGGGUUGAACGCUUUUGGAUUGGCUGGAUUCAAGGUAGGACCGAUCGGACUUUUUGCUAAAGCGGGUGUAGUUGCCUGGGACGCAAAGCUGGCGGUGGAUGCGUUUCGUGAUGAUGAAAACGGAACAGAUUUUGCCUACGGCGCUGGCGCAAGGUUUCAGAUCGGCUCAUUCGCAAUCCGAGCUGAGUAUGAGGUGUACGAAGUCAGUGACGUAAGAGAUCUGGCGAUGGCAUCAGCCAGCGCAAAGUGGCGUUGGUUAACUGGUUCUGCGCAACAGGGCGGCGAAUUGAAGAAGUGGUGGUCACCGCGGAACGGCGGGAAUCCACAGUAUCAGAAUCAGGAAGACCUGCAGAACUACAUACCGGCCACCACCAUACAACCCUACGACGCGUCGAUACGUGGUGUCGGGCGAACCGCAAGAACCCUGGGCGGAGACCCGGGUGUGGCGACCUACUUCAAUGGCGUUUACUCCGAGGAUUUUGGCAUCGCCUCUACUGAAGGGGGUUUGAAAGACCUGGAGCGUGUUGAAGUCUUACGCGGUCCCCAGGGCACUCUCUAUGGCCGUAACGCCGUUGGCGGCGCUAUAAACUUUGUCUCCAAACGACCCAGCAUGGAGGAAUUUGAAGGCGAGGCUUCAGCCACGUUUGGCAAUUACGAUACACGCGAAUUGUUCUACAUGUUGUCGGGUCCGGUUAUCAAAGACAAACUGGCACUGCGGUUUACCGGCACAGACCGCCAUCGUGACGGCUACAUCGAAGAGACCUCUGGACAAGGUGAUGACAUCAAUAACUAUGGUGAUGAAAACUACACCCUUUCUCUGAACUGGACGCCAACAGAUCGGAUAUCGAUCUAUGCACGAGGCAAUGAGCGCAGCUAUCGGCGUAAAUUUAAUGGCGGUGCUGGCACCAUGCCCAUUGUCGUUGCCGAGAACGGGGUGCAGAACAGAGAUACAACCAGUCUGACAUUUGGUAAGAGGGUCAUCGAUCGCACGCAGACAACCAACCCCUGGCAGUCGGAUUUUUUUGAUCCAAGUAUGGAAAUAUUUUCAUUCACUAAUCCUGUGACCGGGGCCAUGGUGGAAGCUCAGAACGUGCGUGCCGGUGUUGAUAUUCGUUCGUCUCUCACGGCUGUUACAGGCACAGAUGCAAAUGGUGCGAUUGUGUACGGUAAGUCCGACCCAACGGCUUCUUCUACGUCUCCUAACUACGCUCUGGGUUUGCCGCAAAAUCGUGUUCAUGUCGCCGAUCGAGACAGCCUGGAUAAAAGCGAUCUGAAAAUUGACAGCAAUGGCCAGUACGAUGAAUUCUUUGACCAGCAGGCGCUGCAGUUUAAUUUUAUCUAUACCGCGGAUAACUGGGAGCUGAAGUAUCUUGCUGGCUAUACCGACUUUUUCUACGACCGGAAUACGGACGAAGACAAGACCGGUAACCUGCGACUCGGCAGUUCAGACUUUUAUGUGCUGCAGGAAAACGAAAACUGGCAGCAUGAGUUGCAGCUGACUUUCGACACGGAAAAUCUGUCUGUCACUACCGGCUUGUUUGUCUAUGACUCCACCAUCAACCAGCGCCUCGACUUAUAUGAUCCUAUCGAUACCCAGGGUCGCUACCAGGCUGAUGCCGACUAUUCCGGUCUGGCGGGCGGCAUAGAUGAGUUUGGCGCCGUGUUAGCGUUGUUAGGCGGGCAGGCUACUCCGCUGCUGGACAUCUAUGAUGCACAGGAAGCUUUUGAGGGUGGCACGCCACUCGCAGCAAACGGUAGCGUUACGUUGUUUGCGCCCUGGUUCGGGGAUACGGGAACCGGCUUGCGUGGUGCCCGGCACGACGGUGAAAGUACUCCCGGUACCUUCUUUGCCUGGGACAACGACAUUGAUACCCGCGCCUAUGCCGCGUACGCCCAGGCUGAGUAUGAUUUUUCUGAGAAGUGGGCGAUCACCAUGGGGGUGCGCUAUGCGCGGGACGAAAAAGAAGCCAGAGAGCGCCUCAUCGGUAUACAGGAAUCUCUUGGCCUGACCGCGUUUGCGUUGUUUGACGCAGGCAGUAUUUUUGCAGGCACACCAACAUUCAGCGGCCCAACUCAGGAUUACAUUGAUAACAACCCUGAUGGCUUUGCGGCCUGUGGAUCUGGUGCCAAUUUAUUGUGUCUGUAUAACGCAGUGAGCGGUGCGAUUGAUCCGACGGGUGCAACAACCAACGGCGGUAUUCAGAUCGGUGAUCAGGGUACUAACCCGGGUGACACCGCGGUUAGAUUUUCUGGGGUACCGAUUGCAUUCAAUAUUUACAGGCCGCUGGAAAACGACUGGGAUGUGUGGACCUGGCGAGCGAAUCUCGACUAUGAACCCACACCGGACACGUUACUGUAUUUCUCAGUGACUACCGGCUGGCGCUCAGGGGGUUAUAACCUCGGCUUCUUCUCAACAGCCACGCCGGAAUAUGAUGAAGAGAAUAUCAUUGCCUACGAAUUGGGCUACAAAGGCACGUUGUUAGAUGGCCGUUUGCAGAUCAACACGUCUGUAUUCAUGUAUCAGUAUGAUGAUAUUCAUACCAUCAUUUCACAGUCUGGCGGAUUGCUUGGCGUGAGCACCAACGUUGUGAAUGCUCCAGAAGCGCGCACCUUCGGAUGGGAAGGUGAUGUGUUGUUUCUGCUUGGUGACAGAUUUACGCUUGGCGGCAACUGGAGUUAUACCAACGCGGAAUUCAGUCAGGACUUCGAGGUCGUAGACGUCAAUAAUCCAGAUAUACCGGGGUCGAUUUUUACUGCUGCAGAGCAGAGUGUGAGCGGCUUUGAUGGCAGCAGCCUGCCGAAAAUUCCAGAAUGGAAAUUCACACUUUGGGGCAAUUACUCCAUUCCGCUGGGCGACUCAGGAAACCUGGAUUUCUUUUCCACGGUGGGGUACACCGACGACUUCUUCUUUGCCGCGCCAUUUGAACGCGAACUGGAUCGAGCACCAAGUUUCACGCGUUGGGACGCGCGUGCGGUUUGGUGA